Molecule: messenger RNA, 2623 nt
Organism: Lycium ferocissimum
Lineage: Eukaryota; Viridiplantae; Streptophyta; Magnoliopsida; Solanales; Solanaceae
Product: UPF0481 protein At3g47200-like
Exons: 2
Coding region: 884-2260 (458 amino acids)
Source: RefSeq, a predicted model, not a curated record
GUCUUUAAGGUUAAUGUCAGCUACUUUGUGAGUUCUGAUUUUGCUAACAUUAAAACAAACUUAGAGGUGGUAUUUCCAUAAGCAGUACUAAAGAAGCAGCAUCCAAUGUUGUAGCUCCUUUUAUAUAAACAAUUAUAUGUUGAAGUGUUCACAUUUAAACGUGAAGGUGAAGGCACAAAAAAAAAAAAAACAGUUAAAAAAAAGGCAAAAAGGUAACAGCAACUUAGUUUCUGAUGUUUACUUACCAGGUAUGCUUCUUUAAAGAACAUAAGAAAAAUGGACUAAGAAACAGUAUGAGAGCAAUAUAUUUUCAUGAACAUGUGAAUGGGGCAUACUGAAAAAACAACUCUCCAAGCAGAGAAUCAAAUCCUUUAUAGCUUUUAAUGGAUAUUGCCUUGUUAUCAAGAAACUGAAGUUUACCUUACCUAAAACUUGAUCUUACCCUAAAACAGUGCAUUAACGUUGACAAAGAAUCUAAACAACAAACAAGUUGGGGUCGGCUAUAUGAAUCUUCAGUGACCAUGUUUCUCCAAAUAUACAAAGAACCAUGUGUGGAUUUAGAAAUCCUUAUGGUGGCUAAGAACUACUAUUGUUAAUUAUCCUGUUGUACAAGCAAAGCAUGUAAGAGCAGCCAAAAAGUUGAGCAAGAGCUGCAUAAUCAAGGUAUGUUUUAGCUGGCAGAAGGACAAAGUAUCUUGGAGCUUACUUGUGGGGAGGGGAAAGAGGAAAAACCAAUGGUCCACAAAGUAUAAGUGUUCCUGGUCCUAAACUUAUACCUCAUUAUCAUUUGUGUUUCAUAGUUGUCCCUCUAAAUUAGUCACAACUCAAAUACUAGUGCUAGUAUAGCUCCUAAUACAUAUUAUAGUACUUGAAUCUAUCUGAAAUGGAAGAUGAGUGGGUGAUCCAGGUAAACGAUGAGCUGAUGCACAUGGAGGAUCUAACAACUGUGGAGGCAGAGCACUGGAAGAAGCGGUCCAUAUAUAAAGUACCUGUUGGUGUCACAGAUGUGAGCAAAAAAGCUUACAAGCCUCAGGUAGUUUCUUUUGGUCCUUACCAUCAUGGAGAAGAUCAUCUCAAGGUGAUGGAAGUUCACAAACACCGAGCUCUUCUCCACUUCCUCAAGCGAUCUGGAAAAUCAUUAACAUGUUAUAUUGACUCCUUACAACAAGUGGCUGAUGAUUUGAAAGAUGCAUAUGAUAUGCUGGAUCCUGUAUGGCAAAAUGAUACUAAUGCCUUCUUGCGGUUGAUGAUUCUUGAUGGCUGUUUCAUUCUGGAGAUCUUGAGAACAGCUGCUGCUGAUAGUCUACUUAUAGAUCAAUCUCAGCAUGCUCAACAGUAUGAAUAUGCUCCUAAUGAUCCGAUUUUCAGCAAUCAUGGAAAGCUCCAUCUGAUGCCUUAUCUCAAACGCGAUAUGCUGAUGCUUGAGAAUCAGUUGCCUAUGCUCCUUUUGGACAAAUUACUUGCCAUUGAAAAUCAAGAGGCAAAGAGUGAAUGGUUGCCACUUGAUUGCAUUCAGCAGAAUGUUAAUGAGGAAUGUAUUAAUAAGCUCAUACUAGACUUCUGCAAUCCUGACAGCCGCGCUAAACGACUUGGGAAAUGUUUGCAUGUAUUGGAUGUGUACAGAAAGAGCCUACUUUGGGAAGAUCCUGCGUUGACCAAGACUCGUCCAAGGAAAGCACCAAAAGUUAGCCACCAGAGUAGUGGCGAUGAGAUAAUCCGUUCUGCUAUGGAACUUCAUGAAGCAGGUAUUCGGUUCAAGAUGAGUAAAACUAGGAGCCUCAAGGACAUCUCUUUCCAUGGUGGUAUCCUUAAGCUUCCUCUAAUCGUGGUGGACGAUGCUACAGAAUCAAUGUUCUUGAACUUAAUAGCUUUCGAGAGAUUGCAUGUAGGGGCGGGAAAUGAGGUGACCUCAUACAUUUUCUUCAUGGAUAAUAUUAUUGACAAUGCCAAAGAUGUUAGCUUGCUACAUUCCAGUGGAAUCAUCCAGAAUGCAAUUGGUAGCGAUCAAGCUGUGGCCAAGCUUUUCAAUUCACUAUCGAAGGACAUUACAUUGGAUCCAGAUAGCAGCCUAGAUUUAGUACACAAACUGGUGAGUGACUAUUGCAAGCUGAAGUGUAAUGAAUGGAGAGCCAAUCUCAUUCACACCUACUUUAGGAGCCCCUGGGCCAUUUUGUCUGUCAUUGCUGCUAUUUUUCUUUUCGCCCUCACCAUUGUUCAGACAGUAUACGGGGUUUAUCCUUACUAUCAUCCACGUCCAUAAGGACAAUCUACUCACAUCAAAAUAGAAAGAUUUCGCCUUCCUUUGUUGGAGAUUUACGACGAGUAAUACCAAAUUUUGGAGUGAAUAAAGGAACUUAUUCCCUUCUGGUGCAUCUUAAUUUUAAUUCAAUUUGAUUCCACAAGUCCUUAAAUACACCCUCCUUUCCUUACUGUGUCACAUAUUUGGCUAAACCUCAUGUCCCACAAUAUGUUUAUAUGUUAUCACAAAAUGUGGUCUUUAUAUGAUGAAUGUAGUUCUUGAUCUGUAUUUGUUUUGAGGAAGUAGCAGAGAGAGCUCAAAGUCUAUAUGUGAUUUGUGUAAGAAAUGCCUUCGAAAAUUGAGCUUGUGAACAAUACUUAAAUC